Klebsormidium nitens is the source of this 2127-nucleotide messenger RNA. NCBI's taxonomy places the organism in Eukaryota, Viridiplantae, Streptophyta, Klebsormidiophyceae, Klebsormidiales, Klebsormidiaceae. The record is from the annotation of a GenBank genome assembly.
AAGAUGCGGGUCAAGGAGGUCAGAGAAUCUCUGCUCAAAUUAAAGUGACACCGACAUCAACCUGGGGCUGACGUCUUCUUCCAAAAAGUGAUCCACUUUCUUCAUAGCACUUCUCAAAGUCUGACGAGUGCUUUUUCCCGAGAUCUCUGUUCCACAUUCAAUGCGGCGCACAGCAUUGCCUGCCCCGUUGUGGCCCUGGCAUUCUGGUCAGACGCAGCUGAGAUCUGUACGAAACUGCGAUUGUGAGAAGGAACUUCUCCGGGGUGUCUGAGAUCUUGGUUGUGCAAUGUCUUGGGGUAAUUCAAGGAAGCAAUGCACUAACAGGGAGUGUGACUAGAAGGCUUUGAUAACAUGAGUGUCGAGGGUUCAGCGCCGUUGUCUUGUAACAUCGUAUGCUUAGCGGAGAUUCUAUCAACUCCCUGCAUUGACUGCCACUCAUUUGACAAAGCAUCCAGUUGAGAAACCUAUCAAGUAGCUACACAUCUGGCGCGCAGCCAUAAGUAGUCUGGUAUAGGGGUCUGCGUCUAGGGCAGCAAGUGCCAGAGGCGGACCCGGUUUUUCAAACUCCGAUCUUGAACUGAUCAGUGCACAACAGAAGCCACCACCGCUGCAUCAGCAGCGCUAAGAGUUGCUGACGUUGGCGAGGUCGGCACUGGGGCCAUCAUGAACCGGGGGAAUUUGGGCACCGUCGGGGCCCUGUCCCUGUCGGUGGUUUCGUCAGUGUCAAUAGUGCUCUGCAACAAGCAGCUCAUGUCGGGGCUGGGCUUCAACUUUGCAACAACGCUUACCAGCUGGCACUUGCUCGUCACCUUCAUAUUCUUGCAUUGCGCACGUUGGUUUGAGUUCUUUGAGCACAAGUCUAUGGAACCGAGGAUGCUAGUGGGCUUUGGGAUCCUCAACGGCAUCUCGAUAGCGCUCCUCAAUCUGAGCCUGGGGUUCAACUCCGUGGGAUUUUACCAGAUGACCAAGCUGGCCAUCAUUCCGUGUACGGUCUUCUUAGAAACGGUCUUCCUCCAAAAAGUCUUCAGCCGCCCCGUCCAGCUGUCCCUGCUGUGCCUCCUGGCCGGCGUCGGCAUCGCGACCGUGACGGACUUGGAGCUCAACUUCCUCGGCACGUGCCUCUCCCUGCUGGCCAUCCUGACGACGUGCAUCGCGCAAAUCAUGACCAACACCAUCCAGAAGCGGGCCAAGCUUUCGUCCACGCAACUGCUGUACCAAACGACUCCGGUCAUGGCCGCGACGCUGCUCAUGAUCGGGCCGUUCCUCGACCGGGCACUCACGGGGGCCCCCGUGUUUGGGUUUGACUACACGCGGCUCGUCACGACGUUCAUCGUCCUUUCUUGCGCAAUCUCCAUCUCCGUCAAUUUCUCCACUUUCCUGGUGAUCGGAAAAACGUCCCCGGUAACGUAUCAGGUGCUUGGUCACCUGAAGACGUGCCUGGUCCUUUUCCUGGGCUUCAUGCUCUUCAAGACCCCUGCCACGUGGCGCAACAUCGGGGGCAUCCUGGUCGCGAUGGCGGGCAUGAUCGCGUAUUCGUACGCAAGCAUUCAGGAGAGUCAACCGAAGCCAAAACGGGACGAGCUUCUGCCGACACGGACGCCCGAAAAUGGGCUAUCGUACGAGAACAUGGCCAACGGGGGAAGCGCGAACAACAUGAACGGCCUCGAUGCGAAGAGCUAGGUGCAUCGUGCGAGCUGCAUGAUGAGAACGCGUGCUGCGUACGGUACAACUGUUCCGAAACGCGUGUUUGAGUCAGCCUGUUGAACCAUUUUUAGGCGUCAAGGAGAAUUAACAUUUACUCAGAUAUAGUACAGACCGUGCCCGCAUCAGCGCCGAUUUGCAAAGCCGCUACGGUGGCUGUCGACCUGAUUAACAUGCUAAUCAUCGUCCUAAUCUAGUGUAGCUGACCAUCCCUGUAGUGAUUCCCGGAGGCACGCGUUUUUUGAGGCUUUCCAAGAGUACGGUCCCCCUUAAGGCCCUAGCUUAGCUUCAAAGAGCGAUUCUUGGUGCACGCCUUAACAUAUACUAACACAACCAUGAUGCGAACGUAUUUUCUGGCGCUUCCGAAGCUAGUCGGACUCUAUGCAUGCGGCGCUUUCGUAUAAAGUUCAGGGUUAGUACGGUUGA